Molecule: messenger RNA, 1152 nt
Organism: Propithecus coquereli (Coquerel's sifaka)
Lineage: Eukaryota; Metazoa; Chordata; Mammalia; Primates; Indriidae
Gene: FAM217B
Product: family with sequence similarity 217, member B
Exons: 2
Coding region: 1-1152 (383 amino acids)
Source: RefSeq, a predicted model, not a curated record
AUGAAUGCUGGCCCAUCUUGGACUAAAGUGCAGCAUCCAGAAAGUUCUGCAGGAAAAAGACAGAGUCAGCCUGAAGGAUGCCGUGUUUCUUCCCGGCUGAGAAGUAGCCUUGUGGGUGUCUCCCAGCCAGCUGAGGAUAAACUUAAAGAAAGCGUUUCCCCGGAAGCAAAACCUGAGAGGAAUCCACUUGGACCCAGUAGGUGUCAGGGGGCCUCAGGGAACAGAUUGUUUCUUGACUUUCAGUCAAUGAAAAUUAUUAAAGAAGAUGCCGAUGAAGACAGUGCGAGUGAUCUCUCCGACUCCGAGAGAGUUCCCAUCCCCCCUUCUCCCCUCACACCUCCGGACCUGAAUCUUCGAGCUGAAGAAAUUGAUCCAGUGUACUUCGAUCUUCACCCAGGCCAGGGCCAUGCCAGACCUGGAUACUGUUAUCCUGAUUUCCUCCCACCCCCUUUUAGCUCCUGGGACCUACGGGACAUGGCCCUGCUUCUGAAUGCAGAGUGUAAAACCGAAGCCAUGCCACGAGCGGGAGGACUUCUUGGGAAGUAUAUCGACAGACUUAUUCAGCUCGAGUGGCUGCAGAUCCAGACUAUACAGUGUGAAAAAGGGAAGGGGGCCAAAGCAAGGCCCCCCACUGCCCCAGCGACCUCAGGGGCUCUGAAGAGCCCUGGGAGGAGUAAGCAGAUUGCUAGCACUCUGUCCAAGCCACUACCUCACCAGGAAGGGGCUUCAAAGUCAGGCCCUUCACGAAAGAAAAAUGUUCACCAUGAAGUCCAUCCAUCAUACCACAUGUUAGAGGCUUCCCCCAAACCCAGUGAUAUACUGGGUAGCAGCAGGUUAUGUUCUCAGAAGCAAACCCGUGAAAUGAGGACAGAAGAGAAGAAAAAAAAAUCCAGUAAGAGUACAAAGCUGCCACGUUGGGAUUUGUCCUGCAAUGACAGCUGUAAGGUGGAAGCCAAUGGUAACAUUCGAAUUCCCAGACAGUCAGCCGUGAUUCUGGACUCAGCGGACUCUUGCAAGGCCACCAGAACACAAGCACAUGCAAAUCUUAAGAAAAAGGGAAAUGCAAAUAGCUGUAGUCGUGCCACCAGUAUAUCCAGUGAGAAAAAACUCAAAACAAAUGGAGUAAAGCAAAACACAUACAAAUUAAAAUGA